Trichomonas vaginalis G3 is the source of this 621-nucleotide messenger RNA. RefSeq names its product assembly abnormal protein 6-related family. The record is from RefSeq and is a predicted model, not a curated record. Lineage: Eukaryota; Parabasalia; Trichomonadida; Trichomonadidae. The transcript has a single exon. The coding region runs from base 1 to 621 and encodes 206 amino acids.
AUGGCGAUUGAUAUCAAUAAAGUUUCACAUCCACUCCUCCGUGAGCAAGAAGACGGAACAGAAAGUCCAUAUAGCCGCGACAAGGAGUUCACAAUCACUUGCACAACGCCAGAUGGUGAACAAACAUUCGAAUUAGUCUUAUUCUACUCUCCAAGCGGAAAUGCUCCUUUAGAGGAGUUAUGUAUUGAAUUAUACAAGGAAGAAGAUAUAUUUUACAUUGCAACUAUUUCCAUCAAUGAAGAAGCUUUCAAAACUACUUAUGCUAAGAUGCUUAAAGGCGAUUUCGCACAGUUCCCAGACAAAGUUAAGACUUUGAUUCAAAAUGUUGAAACAAAUAGAACUGUUUUCUCAGCACUUUUCGAUAAUAAUACAUUAACAAUCAAGCAGAAGCUCCAAUUCAAGACAGUUAAGAUUUUGGAGCUUAACUUUACAGUUCUUGAGCCAGAUGAUGAUUACGUUGUCGAAGUUGCUCAAUUCCGUUACGAUAAUAAGAAAGUCUUAGCAGAUGCCCUUGAAUCAUCAUACGAUGAACUUUGCAAACAUGUUCAGAAGCAGAAUAAGCAGCUUUACCAGCAGCUUGUCCGUGGCCAGGAUUUCAAUGCCUCACGCUCAAUGAAAUAA